AUAUGAUAAGGUUCCGCCUCCCUCUCUCCCGUCUCUCUCUGCUCCUCAAUAACCAAAGCCAAAAUCUUUUACGAGGACGCUUAUGGUGAGAGAGAUGGCUUACAAUUUCUGCUCUUCUCCGUCCUCUCUCUAUCAACCUCUCUGCAAUUCUGUCUCAUCUUCUAGAGAUAUCAAACCAAGAAACUCCAAAUUUUCUUGUAGACUAACCACUUUUCCACUUCAAUUAAGAACAUCUCUCCAAGUCACUCGUGUCUCUUUACAAGACCGAAUAGCACAAGAAGCUACACAAGAUGCAAAUGUCCAAUACCCUGAUGGAAAAAGGGGAACUUCCUCUUCAAAAUCCUACGUCUGGGUCAAUCCCAACAGCCCCAGAGCGUCACAGCUUAAGAAAAGAUCAUAUGAUACUAGGUAUGCUUCUCUUGUUAAAGUAGCAGAGCUUUUAGAUUCAAGUAACCCAAGUGAAGAAGAUGUCUGUAACAUUUUGAGUGGUUUAGGUGGUAGAAUGAUAGAGCAGGAUGCCGUUGUUAUCAUCAAUAACAUGUCCAACCCAGAAACUGCAUUGCUUGCUCUUAGGUAUUUUGGAGAGAGACUCAAUUUUGAUAAGGAGGUUAUAAUUUAUAAUGUGACUAUGAAGGUUUUUCGGAAGUGCAAGGAUUUGGAUAAAGCAGAGAAGCUAUUUGAAGAAAUGCUCGAGAGAGGGGUUAAGCCUGAUAAUGCUACGUUUUCAACUAUACUUAGCUGUGCUAGGAUGUCUAAUUUGCCUGAUAAAGCUGUGGAAUGGUUCGAGAAAAUGCCGAGUUUUGGGCUUAGUCCUGAUGAUGUUACCUACUCGGCUAUGAUUGAUGCCUAUGGCCGGGCAGGUGAUAUUGAAAAAGCUCUGAGUUUGUAUGACCGUGCUAGAACAGAGAAAUGGCGUAUUGAUGCAGUGACAUUCUCGACUUUGAUUAAAAUUUAUGGGAUGUCGGGAAACUUUGAUGGGUGCUUAAAUGUUUAUGAAGAAAUGAAAGCUGUUGGAGCUAAGCCUAAUAUGGUUACAUAUAACACUUUGUUAGACGCAAUGGGAAGAGCCAAGAGACCUUGGCAGGCAAAGAAAAUAUAUAAAGAAAUGAUUAACAAUGGUUUUACUCCAAGUUUUGGGACAUAUGCAUCACUUUUGCGAGCUUAUGGUAGAGCUCGAUACGGUGAGGAUGCCCUUAUUGUGUAUAGAGAGAUGAAGGAAAAGGGAAUUGAUUUGACUGCGGUUCUUUACAAUACCCUAUUGGCCAUGUGUGCUGAUCUUGGCUAUGUCAAUGAAGCUGUUGAGAUUUUUGAGGAAAUGAAGAGUUCUGGGACAAAUCCUGAUAGUUGGACUUUCUCAUCUUUGAUUACAAUAUUUUCAUGUAGUGCGGAAGUAUCCAAGGCAGAGAACAUGUUGAAUGAGAUGUUGGAAGCUGGUUUUGAGCCUAAUAUAUUUGUUUUGACAUCACUUAUUCAGUGCUAUGGGAAAUCGCAACGUACUGACGAUGUCGUGAGAACAUUUAAUCAGCUCUUAGAAUUAGGCAUAACUCCUGAUGAUCGAUUCUGUGGGUGUCUUCUAAAUGUCAUGACUCAAACACCAAAGGAAGAGCUUAGUAAACUUGCUGAGUGUAUUGAGAAAGCUAAUUCAAAACUUGGUUUUGUGGUAAAACUUCUGAUAGCUGAGAAAGGUUCUGAGGGAAAUUUUAAGAACGAGGCUGCCGAACUUUUUGAUUCUAUUGGCUCAGAUGUAAAGAAGGCUUUCUGCAAUUGCUUAAUUGACCUCUGUGUCAACCUCGAUAUGUUGGAGAGAGCAUGUGAUUUACUAGACCUGGGUCUAAAACUUGAAAUUUAUAAGGAUUUACAGUCCAAGUCAUCAAACCAGUGGUCUCUACAUCUAAAGAGUCUCUCUUUAGGAGCUGCUCUGACAGCAUUACAUGUUUGGAUAAAUGACUUGUCCAAGGCAGUAGAAUCUGGAGAGAAUCUUCCAGCAUUGCUUGGUAUCAAUACUGGGCAUGGAAAACACAAAUAUUCAGACAAAGGUUUGGCUGGUGUGUUCGAAUCACAUUUGAAGGAACUAAAUGCUCCAUUUCACGAAGAUCCUGAUAAAGUUGGCUGGUUCUUAACUACAAAGAUCGCAGCUGAGUCAUGGUUAGAAUCUAGAAAAUCAAAUAUAAGUGUUGCCUAGGUUGAUACGCUCUUGCAGAUUUUGGCAGUUCUAGUGUCCACAAUUGUACGUUUUCCCUAUGUUCCAGUUUUCUCCGUUGGUCUUGUCUCUUGGUAGCGACUAUUGCAUUGUUAUACAUGUUGAAGGGUUACAUAGUUUACAAAGUUUUUGUUAGCCUCUAACAAUUUGUAAGUUAUAAUUUUUUAUAUUAUGAUUUAAAUUUAAAUUUUAAAA
Messenger RNA from Manihot esculenta (cassava), 2395 nucleotides. RefSeq names its product pentatricopeptide repeat-containing protein At4g16390, chloroplastic. NCBI's taxonomy places the organism in Eukaryota, Viridiplantae, Streptophyta, Magnoliopsida, Malpighiales, Euphorbiaceae. Gene Ontology annotation, cellular component: chloroplast. Bases 83 to 2182 code for a protein of 699 amino acids. The record is from RefSeq and is a predicted model, not a curated record. The transcript has a single exon. Gene Ontology annotation, molecular function: protein binding.